AUGGAGCCCGCCCUUCUCCAAGAGAAGCGCCACUAUGCUAGUCCGGGGACGCUUCAAGGACGAGGGGAUAUCGACAUCACCGUCAACGUAUUUGCGCGGGAACACUCGGUGGUCGCCUGUAACUCCUCAUCGCCAGUGAUUCGCACUUUCCGGGACGCAGAUGCCGCAGGUGUAGUACAUUCGUGGACAGGGCGGUCAUUCGACUGUACCGAUGCUCGUAGAUGCUACUCUCGCGGAGCCGCGCAUCAGUGGAGUCCUUCAGCCACGGACGUUGAACGAACGCGCCAGAACUAUGGCCCGUCCUCGUGGCAAUUUAGCGUUCAGCUCUUCAAGUUCGCAGUCAAGGAGUGUUCCGCACGUGACCGCAUCCGCGUCCAGGAGACGCGUUACGAGAUGAGGGCCUGCGUCGCGUCCGGUCCGAUCGGAGCAGGAUCCAGCGCGUCGGACGUGAUCAGCCUCUCGCAGAGCUUCAAGACCUGA
Fomitopsis serialis is the source of this 480-nucleotide messenger RNA. RefSeq lists its product as uncharacterized. The record is from RefSeq and is a predicted model, not a curated record. The transcript is spliced from 3 exons. Lineage: Eukaryota; Fungi; Basidiomycota; Agaricomycetes; Polyporales; Fomitopsidaceae. Bases 1 to 480 code for a protein of 159 amino acids.